Molecule: messenger RNA, 1731 nt
Organism: Trypanosoma grayi
Lineage: Eukaryota; Euglenozoa; Kinetoplastea; Trypanosomatida; Trypanosomatidae
Product: kinesin
Exons: 1
Biological process (GO): mitotic spindle organization; microtubule-based movement
Molecular function (GO): microtubule binding; microtubule motor activity; ATP binding
Source: RefSeq, a predicted model, not a curated record
CCCCGCGCUCGAGCAGCUGCCGGAGACGAUCAGCACCUGCCGCUUCGCCCAGCGCGUCGCGAUGAUCCGGCAGGAGGCGCGCGUCAACGAGGAGGUCGACCCACACCUGCUGGUGCGCAAGCUCAAGGCGGAGGUGCAGCAGCUGCGGGACCAGCUCGCGUUCUACGCGAAGGACGGCGGCGGCGGCGCCCCCGACCGUGUGCUCUCAGACGAUGAGAAGCAGCGCUGCGCCGAGAUGGUGCGCCGCUUCGUGGCGGCGACGAACGGCGACGCGCGCAUUGAGGGCUUCGACGGCGACUUGGCCCGCAUCUACUACUGCUUCGAGGUGCUGAAGGGCAUGCUGUCCGACAGCGGGGCAGCCAUAAAUGGCGCAGCCAACGGCCAAAAACAGCAACUCCAACAACAACAACAGCAGCAGCAGGAAGAGGUGGAUGUGUACCGGGCCCGUGUAGAUGCACUAGAGAUGAGUCUGCGGCAGAAGGAGAAUGAGAUGAAUACGCUCUUUGACAUGCUGCAGAAGACGCAGAGGGCACGGUACAAUGCUGAGACGCAGACGGGAAUGGCGGCGGACGCAUCGUGCAGCCGCACCAUUGCUGCCGCUGCUGCUGCUGCUUCUCCCACUGGCGUUUUUGCACCGCAGAUGUCGUCGCCGUCGCAGCGAGGCUCUGCGUCCUUCACCUCAUCUCCAUUAGUAGCCGGGUUGCCCACCGCAAACACGGCCUAUGCGGCAGCGGGGGAUGCGCCGCAACACCACCACUCGCUGAUGACCCGACGCGUUUUGGACGAGCGACUGGGGCCCGCGGAGGCGACCGCCGUCGGUGAGUUCUUCCGCAAGCAGGAGCAGCUCAAUGAGGUGUACGACCUCUCCGCCCUCACCGACGCAGAGCUGCUGCAAGACCGCGCCACCGCCUUCGAGGCGUUCAGUCGCUCCUACCGCCAGUGUGCACAGGUGGAGGAGAACAAGCGGGAGCUGAAGGGCCGCUACGAGGCGUGCAAGGCCACAGCGCGGCAACUCAACGGCGCGGUGGACAGCAUCAAGCACAUCAAGGCACACAUCCAGCGUCUGCGCGCGGAGCGGGCGCUGCAGGGCGUUGAGGAGGUCGACGAGGCGGAGCGCGCCGCUCUGGAGGAGUUGACGUCGCAGAAGGCGUCGUACAACGAGCUGGCGGAGUCACUGCGGCGGCAGAAGGAGGAGAUUGACGCCAUGCAUCUCUUCAUGAAGCGCGCGCAGGAGCAGCUAACGAAGGACUUCGAGGAUUGGCUGCAGAUACGCCAGAAGCAGCUCGCCCGGGCAAUAGGUGGUGGCGGCAGCAACGCGACCACCACAAACACUGCCGCCAAAAACAACAAUAGUAACGGCAUUGCCCUCAAUGGUGGUGGGGUUGAAAGCAGCAGACAGGCCACAGCGGCCACCGCGCCGAGUUCCGCGCUGCUACCACCGCGAUCGAGUCACCUCUUCGAGCAGCAGCAACGGCUAAACAUGACGACGCCAGGGGCAAUGGCGGAGCUGCCGCCCCUGCGGGAGGAGAGCGGCAUCUCCGCACGCACGUGGGGCGGCAGCAGCAGCAGCAGCACCGCAAAUGGUCGGAUACUUGGAAGCAAUGGGCUUAGUAGUAGUGUCGGUGGCGGGGGCAACAAUGUGAGCAGCAGCAACCGCAGCGUGCUGGUGAAUACCGUGGAGCGCGUGCCGCCGCACCCGUCGACCGCGCCGCCGACAACGCUGGCAAUGAC